AUGGAAGUAGAUGUUACUGGAUUCUCUAGAUAUGAUCUGGAGAAUGCCAAGUCUACGUGGGAGAAACAAUUCGAAGACAUCAAGCGACUACAUUUGGAAUUGACUACAGACCAUGGCAUGGAAGAAGCCGAUGAAGAAUUGGAGGAGAUUGAAGAAAGGAUGAAUACGAAAAUCCAAGCAAUGAUUGGGAAAUUAUGUGGCGCAAAAGAAGAAGCGCAUGCGGUGGAAUUGAAAAGCAUAGAGAUUCCAAGUUUUAAUGGAAAUGUGGAGGAAUGGAGUUCCUUUCACGAUCUAUUUAAAAAAAUGAUAGAUGGUAAUAUGCAACUAUCGGACGUGGAAAAGUUGUAUUACCUGACAACGAACUUGAAAGGAGAAGCUUUACGAUUAGUGCAGCAUCUGCAAAUAACUGACGCAAACUAUAAGGCAGCAUGGGAGUUGCUGGAAAAGCGAUACAGGAGAAUUUUAUUCACGAGGCUAGUGGAUAAGAUUUUGGAUCACCCCAAUAUAAAUAGUCAAUCGGCAUUCAGCUUAAGGAAAUUACUUGAUAGCGUGAAUGAGAGUGUUCACGCAUUGAAGGCGAUGGUAAUACCGUUAGACCUUGCUGAUACGAUUUUAGACAGGAUUAUUAUAAGGAAACUGGACAAAGAGGGACUUAUUCAGUACGAGCAAAAUGUGAAAAAGUCUAAGGACAUUCAAAAACUUGCAGACUUGCUGGACUUCCUGGAACAGCAAUAUCAAGCAUUGGAAGCAGCAGCAGACAGAAGACAAUACGUUCCAGGAGUGUUCAACCAGCAAGACAGAUCCGAAAAUGCGGAGAAGAGGUUAUGCAGAUUUUGCAAGCUGGUUGGUCAUGACAUUGUGGCGUGUAGGAAAUUUGCGGCUCAAUCAUCGAACGAGCGAUAUAGUUGGGUAAAGUCAGCCCAGUUAUGCCUAAAGUGCCUGAAGCACGGAAAAGAGAAGAGGUGUCUGGGCGAUGGUAAAUGUCGGAAAUGUGGAUUGAGUCAUAACACACUGAUCCAUUUGGAUAAAGUAAGCAACUCUAAGCCAAUGACAACCAACACAGCAGCAAAUGUUCUCCUGGCAACAGCCCAAGUCCGAGUAAGGUCUUUACAUGGCGAGUACAUAACAUUAAGGGCUUUAAUGGACCAAGUAUCACAAAUAACGUCGGUAUCAGAGGAUGCAGCGCAGCUACUGCAACUACCAAAGAGGAAGGCCGAUAUGAAGCUAGGAGGUCUCGGAGAGACUAUUGUGGGAGUGGCAAAAUCAAAAGUAUUGCUCGAAAUAAGACCGUGA
Musca vetustissima is the source of this 1293-nucleotide messenger RNA. RefSeq lists its product as uncharacterized. Lineage: Eukaryota; Metazoa; Arthropoda; Insecta; Diptera; Muscidae. The record is from RefSeq and is a predicted model, not a curated record. Bases 1 to 1293 code for a protein of 430 amino acids. The transcript has a single exon.